AUGCCAGGGCUGAUUAACUGGGCGACCCUCUCCCGGUUGCCCCUCAUUGCAUCUGAGGUGACAUCCUGCGUCAGCGGCUAUGCCUUUGGGAUGACAGCCCUGCUCACCUACCACAACCCAGAUCCCCAGGCUUUGGAAGGUCUCUUUGUGUACCCCUUGGACGAGGGCACAACUGUCGUGGGCUUUGAGGCAGCCGUGUCACGGCGCACUGUGACAGUGCAGAUCAAAGACAAAGCCAAGAUGGAUGACACCUACUUCAACAGCUGCAGCCUCCCUCCUGGAAGAGCUGGUGAUGGAAGUGGAAGGCUUAUGAUGGAUGAGGACCUGGAAAGGAUUGUUUUUGUGGCCAACCUGGGCAUGAUUCCUCCCCUGGAAAGUGUCUCCAUCUUCAUCAGCACCUCCUCUGAGCUGCAGACACUCCCCAGCGGGGUGGUGAGGGUCCUUCUGCCAGCUGUGUGUGUCCCCAGGGUCUCCCAGCCCAGCCUGGAGAAUGCCAGCAGUUUUUCCAGCCACCAGCUCCAAACGGACAAGCACCCCUGCGGACUGGGGAGCCCGGAGCAAGGGAGCAGGUUCUGCCUGACUCAGCUGCUGGACAGUGAGGCCACCAACCCCUUUGAGUAUGAGUUCAGCUUCCAGCUGGAGAUCCGGGGGCCAUGUUUGCUGGCAGGAGUUGAGAGCCCCACACAUGAGAUCCGAGCAGACGCCGACCCCUCAGCUCGCUCUGCCAAGAGCAUUGUGAUCACGCUGGCCAACAAACACACCUUCGACAGACCCGUGGAGAUCCUGAUCCAUCCAAGUGAGCCCCACGUGCCCCAUGUCUUAAUGGAAGAGGGUGACAUGACCCCUGUGGAGUAUGAACGACACCUGAAGGGGAAGAACGAUUUCAUUAAAGGCACUAAGAAAGACCCCAGUGCCAAGAAAAAGACGGAAAUCAUCAGGAAGAGGCUGAACAAGGACAUCCCCCACCACCCUGUUAUCAUGCUCAACUUCUGCCCUGACUUGAGGACUGUGCAGCCAGGCCUCCGGAAAGCCCAGGGAGAGUUCAUCUUCCUGGUGGACCGCAGUAGAAGCAUGAGUGAUGUGAACAUCAGCCGUGCCAAGGAUGCCCUGUUGGUCAUUCUCAAGAGUCUGAUGCCAGCGUGUCUCUUCAAUAUCAUUGGGUUUGGAUCCACCUUCAAGGCCCUUUUUCCUGUCAGCCAGGCCUAUUGUGAGGAGAGCCUGCUCAUUGCCUGCCAGAGCAUCAGGAGGAUCCAGGCUGAUAUGGGCAGCAUCAACCUCUUAUCCCCCCUGAAGUGGCUCAUCCGCCAGCCCAUCCACAGGGGCCACCCCCGGCUGCUCUUUCUGCUGACAGCCGGGGCCAUCAGCAACACUGGGAAGGUUCUGGAGCUGCUGCGGGACCACUCCUGCUCCAUCAGGUGCUACAGCUUCGGCGUCGGGCCAAACGCCUGCAGGAGGCUGGUCCGGGGUCUGGCUGCCGUGUCCAGGGGCGUCUCCGAGUUCCUGGAGGAGGAUGAGAGGCUGCAGCCCAAGAUGAUCAGGUCACUGAAGAAGGCCAUGGCACCGGUCCUGAGCGACGUGUCCGUGGAGUGGGUCUUUCCUGAGAGCACCGAGGUCUUGGUGUCCCCUGUCAGCAGCAGCUGCCUGUUCCCUGGUGACCGCCUGGUCAGCUAUGGUGUCAUCUGUGACACCUCCCCAUACCUCUCCAACCCCAAAUCUACAUGGUGGUGGGACUCGUUCCCUCUCUGUGCUUCCCCCCAGGACAAGAGGCGGCAGUACAGCACGAUGCAUUCCCAGGAGUCGGGCAGCUCUGUUUUCUUUCACUCCCAGGAGGAGGGAGCAGGCUUGGAAAGCUGGAACCACUCCAGAGACUCGGAGGGGUCCUGCCCCACCGAGCGCUCCCCCGACCACCUGAGCGUGGCCAGAGAUCCUGGGGGAGAGUCGGACACGGACACGGGAAUGGAUGUGAAGGCUCUGUCCAGGAGGCGGGCGUACAGCACCACCCAAAUCUCCGAGCACGAGCCUCGCAGGAAGGUGCCCACAGCCAGCGAUCCUGGCACAGCCCUGGUGAAAAACCCCCUGCGGAAAACCCACCUGCAGGACCUGCAACAGCUCAGCCCUGAGCCCUGGCAGGUGGAUUUCCAGCCCCUCCCGGCCAUCCCGCAUGCCUCUGCCACCAGGAUCCGUGGCACAGGCGCCCGGCGCCCCGCCCUGCUCCAGCACAGCUGUGUGUCCUUCUGCCACGACGCCACCCCCCCGGCACUGCCGGACGGGCUGCAGGAAGUCCCGGCAAGGGACUUAGAAGCACUUGGGGCCAUCAGGAGCCUGCACUCCUCAUCGGACAGCCGGAGCCCCGGGGAUCUGGAGUCUGCCCAGCAUCCAUCCCUCACCUUUGAGACAGAGACCUCCUCCGACUGGGAGCCCCAGGACCUGGAUGUCGGUGCUGCCUGUGGCUCCCCACGCUCCCCCAGGACCCUCUGCAAGGCAGUGGUGAAGGGGCUGAGGAACAAUGAGCCUGUGCAGUGGGAAGUCACGUUUGAUAUCCACCCUCUGUUCCGGGAGCGGGAGAGCCAGGAGGAUGGUGACACAGACCUGUGGAGUGAGACCUUCCACCACCUGGCAGCCAAGUCACUCAUCCAGGACUUGGAGCAGCUCGCCGAGAGGGAGUGUGAAAUCGAGCAUGGGUCUGGGCGGCGGUUCCAGCUCAGCGCGGUCCACACCAGCAAGGCCUGUAACAUCAUCAGCAAGUACACGGCCUUCGUGCCCGUGGACCUGAGCACCAGCUCCUACCUGCCCACCCUGGUCCAGUACACCCACACAGGGGCAACAUCCAAGCAAGGCAACCAGAGGAAACAGAAGAGUUCAGGAAGCAGAAGGCAUCAUGCUGAGGAGAGCAGCCCCUCACCCUCCAGCACCCCGUCCUUGUCUGCCUGGGAGCGCUGCCGUGUCCCUGAAGGGCCUCUCCACAGCCUGUCUGCUUCCUCUGCACAAGCCCAAAAAUCCAUUGAGAGGCUCUUUGCUGCCAGGCUGACCCUCAAUAAAACCAUGCUGCUGGUUCGAGCUGCCAAAGGCUUCAUGAGUAAAUCUCCAAGCAGAGGGAGCAAAGCCGGCUCUGAAGGUGACAGUGAGAGCAUGGACUACCUUCCCCUGGUGUCCCUGCAGCUGGCCUGCGGUGCCUUCCUUCUGAAUUCAGCCCUCUGCGACGCUGUCAACAUCCCCAUGGAGAAGCUGAAGUGGACAUCUCCCUUCGCCUGCCACCGCCUGUCCCUCAGCCCCUCCGGCUCCUACAGCACCAAGAGGAGCAGUCCCUCCUCGGAGCACAAAAUCCUGAACUGCACCCAGCAGCUGCUGGUCCCCAGUGGGCAGGGGAAGGGCCCCACCCCUGGAGACCUGGCUGGGGGAGCAGUGCCGGAGGACACGGGCCGCCCUCGGCACCUGUCGGGCAGCGCGGCCGAGAGCAUCUGCAGAGCCCAGAGAGCCGAGAAGGAGCCGUCCCCCCCGGCCAUCACCAUCCGCAGCUUCUCCUCCCCCGCCGGCAGCGGCCGGGGCUGGGACACCGACGGCUCCGAGCUCCAGGCUUUGCUCUUGGACGCGGAGCUGCAGCAGCAGACAGAGCCCGAGGGGAUGCUGUGGGCCACGGCGGUGGCCCUGGCCUGGCUGGAGCACAGCUCGGCUUCCUACUUCAUCGAGUGGGAGCUGGUGGCUGCCAAAGCCAGCCUGUGGCUGAGCGAGCAGGACUUCCCGGAGGGAUCCAGCCUGGCCACGGUGAAAGCUGCAGCCCAGCAGCUCUUUGUGCUGCUCCGUCACUGGGAUGAGAACCUGGAGUUCAACCUGCUGUGCUACAACCCAGGCAGUGUGUAA
Onychostruthus taczanowskii (white-rumped snowfinch) is the source of this 3858-nucleotide messenger RNA. RefSeq names its product von Willebrand factor A domain containing 5B1 (gene VWA5B1). NCBI's taxonomy places the organism in Eukaryota, Metazoa, Chordata, Aves, Passeriformes, Passeridae. The record is from RefSeq and is a predicted model, not a curated record. The coding region runs from base 1 to 3858 and encodes 1285 amino acids. The transcript is spliced from 21 exons.